Molecule: messenger RNA, 2953 nt
Organism: Cryphonectria parasitica EP155
Lineage: Eukaryota; Fungi; Ascomycota; Sordariomycetes; Diaporthales; Cryphonectriaceae
Exons: 1
Coding region: 711-2444 (577 amino acids)
Biological process (GO): iron ion transport; copper ion import; intracellular iron ion homeostasis
Cellular component (GO): plasma membrane
Molecular function (GO): ferric-chelate reductase activity
Source: RefSeq, a predicted model, not a curated record
CUUCUUUCUACACUCUUCCUGUAGAUAAUCUCGUCUACAUUUUCUUUUCUUUACGGGAAACUCCAGCGGAGGGACCUACUUUUUGGAAUUUUUGCCUCCCCACCUCGAUCUGUGCGACCCUGACCGUGCGUCACUUCCCACUGGGGACAAAGCCAACAACACUCUCUCUCUCUCUUGGUUCAAUCGAUAUUCGCUUCAUCUCUGGGCUAUCCCUUUUAAACUUAUUGUUUCUUCUUCCUUGACGAGCGGGCUUCACAUAGAUACCAUUGUUACUGAUCAUCUUUCUUCUCAUCACACCUUAUCCUCGACCAGUCAACAGCUCUCAGGCAAUCAAGACAAAGGAAAGGGAACCCGAUUCAAAGGAUCUGUUGCUUGACGGGUUAUCAGGGGACAAAAGGGAAAGAAAGAGCUUGGGUCUGAUCCCAAUCGCCUUGUGCUGGGUCGAAUCAACAAGAACCCAACGUCUUCGAAGAAGGGGAGAGAAAAAGGAGAAGAUCCCAAAGGCUGCCACUACCCCGGCUUUUCCACAACAUUCCAGUGUAUUUCGUGCUGGCUCUCGAAAUAACCGCCCUUCAUUCACACCUAACCGCCCUUGGAGGCGCAAACGUCACCUUUCCUCAUCACACCUGAGGUUAUCAGCUCCAGAUCCCAGAGCUUCCAUCCGACCUCUUGCUCUUAUUACACACUCUCCUCUUCCCUACGACCUCAAGAUGUCUAGCGCGGCGGGCUCAAACUCCGCCAUCGACCCGGAGGUGGAGAACCAGCUGUUGUCCAACUACCUCUACUAUGUCCUCACGGUGGGUGCCGCUCUCGUGAUCGGCUACAAGGUCUACGUUGUCACCCUUAGAUAUCUGCGAACGGUAUCGUCUCUGGGCAACAGCACACAGCACUACUUUGCCAGGGAGUCAUGGAAGGCAGCGUUUUUCAAGAGGAGCAUCCAGUACUCGCCCGUGCUGCACAAGCGUCACAACCGCGAGUUCGCCCUCAGCUCCGCGGUGAACAUGGGCACGCUGCCCACCAGGCUCCAGCUCUUCAUCCUGGCCGGCUACUUUGCUACCAACAUUGCCUUCUGCCUGAUCGACAUCAACCUCCACAGCAACUUCUCGUCCUGGAUCGAUCUGCUCCGCAACCGCACCGGUGUCCUGUCCAUCGUCAACAUGGUGCCUCUGUUCCUCAUGGCUGGGCGCAACAACCCCUUGAUCAACUGGCUCGGCAUCUCCUUUGACAGCUUCAACCUGAUGCACCGAUGGCUAGGACGUAUCGCCGCCCUCGAGGCCAUUGCCCACACCUUGUGCUACUGGAUCGGAAGCUCUGCCGACAGCAGCUUCGCCUCGGUCUUUGCCAAGACGCUGUCCAGCGAGUUCCUGAUGUGGGGGUUCAUCGGUACGGUCGGCUUCCUCUUCCUGACCAUCCAGGCCGCCAGUGCCAUCAGACACGCCUGGUAUGAGAUCUUCAAGAUCCUCCACAUCGUCGGCGCUGCCGUCACCGUCGUCGGCGUAUGGUACCACUGCCAGCUCAAGGCCAUGAGCCAGCUCAACUACCUGUAUGCUGUCGUCGCCCUGUGGAGCUUCGACCGUGCGGCCCGCAUGAUCCGUGUCGCCUACGGCAACUUUGGGGCUGGAGGUACCAAGACCGUCGUCGAGGCCCUCCCUGGCAACGCCGUCCGCGUCACCGUCACCAUGGCACGGCCGUGGGCGUUCGCACCAGGCCAGCACGCCUACCUCUAUUUCCCCAGCAUCAGCUGGACGCAGUCCCACCCCUUCUCGGUCGGCUGGAGCGAGGAGUCUGAGAUGCACGACGGUGAGAAGCUGUCCAUGGACCGCAACGACAUCCUGGGCUACCGCAAGACCUCCAUGUCGUAUGUCAUCCGCGCCCGCGCUGGAGCCACGGAUACGCUGUACAAGAAGGCUGCUGCAUGCCCCGACGGCCGGCUGGUGACGACGUGCUUCGUGGAGGGCCCGUACGGCGGCCUGCACAACAUGAACUCGUACGGCACGGUGAUGCUCUUCGCAGGCGGUGUGGGCAUCACUCAGGCGGUGCCACACGUUCGUGACCUCGUGGCGGGCUACGCAAACGGCACCGUCGCCGCCCGCAAGAUUGUGCUGUGCUGGAUCAUCCAGUCGCCAGAGCACCUGGAGUGGAUCCGGCCAUGGAUGACGGAGAUCCUGGCCAUGGAGCGCCGGCGCGAGUGCCUGCGGAUCAUGCUCUUUGUGUCCCGGCCCCGGUCGACCAAGGAGAUCCACUCGCCCUCCUCGACCGUCCAGAUGUUCCCUGGCCGCCCCAACAUUGAGCACCUCAUCGGUGCCGAGAUGGAGAACCAGGUGGGCGCCAUGGGUGUCACCGUGUGCGGCCCUGGUGCGCUCUCCGACGAGGUCCGCCUUGCGGUGCGCAACCGCCAAUACAACGGCACGAUUGAGUUCUGCGAGGAGGCCUUCUCAUGGUAAAUGCGCAGUUCUCUCUCAUCUGCGUCUGUUGUUCUUUUCAAUUUUCCAUUGUCCUCCGGCCCAAACCCCAUGAUGAUCACAUCUUUCAGCCUCCUCUCCAUGAAUCAUCGGCGAUACCCAAAGCGUCCUCUUCUAGCAGCCAUCUCUGUCUCUCUCGGUGCGCGUGUGUAAAUACAUUCUUUCUUUUUUUUUUCUCUUCUUUUCUCUGAUUUACGACAUCUUCCUGUCUUUGACAAUUUUUGACCUUUUUCCUCCCUCUCGUGCGUUUGUCUCUGGUUCGAGCGACCAUGUUUGGACGGAUGAACUGGGCAAAGUUUUUUGUACAUCAUUUGGUGCGCUGCAGGAAGGGGGUGGUGUCUAGGAGCAGCUUGUAUCAGUGGAUAUUUGUGGGGGGGGGGGGGGGGUCCGGUGCAGAUAUAGAGAGAGAUGGAUGGUGGCUAGAUAUGGCAUGACAAAUGAAGUCUACUGAAGACGAACAUUUCAUAAUUGAUUUCGAUGUGAGCCACUAC